Molecule: messenger RNA, 1459 nt
Organism: Hevea brasiliensis (rubber tree)
Lineage: Eukaryota; Viridiplantae; Streptophyta; Magnoliopsida; Malpighiales; Euphorbiaceae
Product: leucine-rich repeat extensin-like protein 6
Exons: 1
Coding region: 163-1257 (364 amino acids)
Molecular function (GO): protein binding
Source: RefSeq, a predicted model, not a curated record
GAUUGAAUCCUGAUUAGAUAGAUGGUGACACUACCGAAGAGUUGCCAUCAUAUUGUAACCAUAUAAGCCUUUUGAUGAACAUCACGAGUUCAGAAAACUUCAGCUUUGAUAUCUAAAUAUAUAUGUAUCACUGGUCGCAUGUAAUAUCGAUCCUUCUCCAAAAUGAAGAACUCGUCAAAUAUCAGUCUAGCUCUUUGGGUUGUCAUCACUAUCAUCUUUUUCUUCUCCAAAUCUCACCAGCAAAUUUUCCCUCCCCUACCCAUCCCAAAUCCUAGACUGAUAAAGGCUUGCAUAGCUCUCCAAGCUUGGAAACUUGCAAUGACUUCUGAUCCCAACAAAUUUACUGCCAAUUGGAAUGGGCCUGAUGUCUGCAAUUACACUGGUGUUUAUUGUGCAGCAGCCCCAGAUGACCCCCUCAAGUUAACGGUCGCCGGAAUAGACCUGAAUCACGCCAACAUUGCUGGAUUCUUGCCGGAAGAGCUCGGCCUCCUCAAGGACCUUGCUCUCUUCCACUUAAAUUCUAACCGCUUCUAUGGUACAAUACCUGCUAGCGUUAUCCAUCUCCACCUUCUUUAUGAACUUGACGUUAGUAACAAUCAAUUUAGUGGCCCGUUUCCUUGCGUUGUUUUUGAUCUACCUUCACUCAAAUAUCUCGACAUUAGAUUCAAUGAGUUCCACGGCGACAUCCCAAAAGAAGUUUUUGAGCUAGAACUCGAUGCCCUUUUCCUUAAUGAUAACAAAUUUGACUCACCUUUGCCUGAAAAUUUAGGCAAUUCACCCGUCUCAGUGUUCGUCAUAGCCAAUAAUAACGCUGGUGGUUCCAUCCCUCCAAGUUUGGCAAAAAUGGCAGGGACCCUUGAAGAGAUUGUUCUCUCUAAUUUGGGAUUGACAGGUUGUUUACGCCAAGAUAUUGGGACGUUAAAAGGGUUGAAAGUUCUUGAUGUGAGCUUUAACAAGCUAUGUGGGCCGUUGCCAGAAUCUAUGGGAGAAUUAAGAAACUUGGAGCAGCUAAGUGUGGCACACAACAAGUUGUCUGGUCAGGUUCCCGAGAGUAUAUGUUCCUUGCCUAAUCUGGACAACUUCACUUACUCUUUCAAUUACUUCUCCAGUGAGUCAUCUGCGUGCCUUAGAUUGCCAGCGAAAGAUGAUAGCAGAAAUUGUAUUCCAGGUAGGCCUUUGCAACGAUCUCCUGAAGAAUGCAGGUACUUUUACACACAUCAAAGUAAUUGUGGUGCUAAUACAUGCUCACGGAGCUAGAACUCCACUAGCACUGCCACUAUACCAUUAGUGGAUCGCAAUUGAUGAGUUCUUUUCUUCAGUCAGUUUGUAUAAGUGUUUUAAUGGCAUAUUAUACUUGGAAGCUGCCUUAUGUGUAAGUUGGUAGGAUUAUAAUUUUAUGCAUAUGAAGUUAAAUUUCAGGCAAUAUCCAAUUAGAAAAUGAGAAACCUGGUUAACUAUU